CUACAUAAGAAACCACAGUCUCCUACAUUUCUACUUCUUUUAUUAUAUAGAGCCUACAAUCAGUUACACCAAAGCUCUAACCAUGCAGCAGCUCAAUUCAUCCAACAGCUCGCUCACCGCUCCUGUCUCAACUGACAACGUGAUUGCCAGUAGUGUUCUGGGAGUUUGCUUCAUACUGGGAGUCCCUGGUAAUAUUGCUGUAAUGGUGCGUCUUGCUGGAUGGCUGAAGAGAGGAAGCUUCACCCCUAGACUGAUGCUAAGCCUGGCCGUAUCAGAUCUACUCACUCUGAUUUCUCUGCCAGUUUGGAUUUGGACUCUUCUGUAUGGCUGGGUGUUUGGCUUGGUCCUUUGUAAGCUUUUCUCUUAUAUGGUGUACUUAAGCCUCUACUGCAGCAUACUGUGUGUGAUGUUGAUGAGCAUGCAGCGAUACAUGCAAGUGCUGCAUCCUGAGAAAUGGGACAGGCUUGGAAGAAAAGGAAAGAAGAUCCUUUUGAUUGGGAUGUGGAUGUUAAGUGCAGUUUUAUCGUGCUAUGCUCUCGUACAGCGCACUCUAAGCUUGGACAGUGAACAACAACUUCAGUGUAAGCUAAGAUUUCGAAAUGAUGCCGAAAGAGUGGCUACUUUAAUCUGGGAGCUUAUAAUAUUUGUGGUUUCAUUCCCCACAGUAGCUUAUUUCUACUUUCACCUUUACCGGGGAGUUAAUAACUCAGCUUUCUUCAGCAGUAACUCAGUGACAAGGCUGGUGACCAGAAUUGUGGUUUGUUUCUUCAUUCUUUGGAUUCCAUUUCACAUCAUUAACACUUUGAUCAUCAUUGCUUUGUUGCUUGGGAAUGACCGUCUGUUAAGAUCUGCAGAAUCUGGAGAGAAUAUCACUGGAGCUUUGACUUUCAUUAAUAGUUGUGUGAACCCCUUCCUGUACGCUUUCUCUGCUCGGGCUCUGCGUCAACACUCAACUGGAACUGAGAAUUCUUUGUGAUGUAGAGGUUUGAGAGAGUUUAUUGAGUUUCUCUGAAGCCAGUGAUUUGUUCAAACUUAUGCAUAUGUACCAAACCCGGUUUAAAAUGGAAGAAAAAAGAAAUCCUUUGAUUAGAGUAAGUGGUAUUAGACUAUAAUCUUGGAUUAAAUCAGUUGAUUUAAAUCAACUGAGCUGUUGCUGAUAUUACAAAUGUAUAAAACUCAACUUUGUAUAGAAGCUGGUAUUGUUAUUUACCAAUAUCUACAAUAAACA
Messenger RNA from Hemibagrus wyckioides, 1228 nucleotides. Its product is annotated as leukotriene B4 receptor 1-like. Gene Ontology annotation, cellular component: membrane. The record is from RefSeq and is a predicted model, not a curated record. Gene Ontology annotation, molecular function: G protein-coupled receptor activity. NCBI's taxonomy places the organism in Eukaryota, Metazoa, Chordata, Actinopteri, Siluriformes, Bagridae. Gene Ontology annotation, biological process: G protein-coupled receptor signaling pathway; immune response. The transcript has a single exon. The coding region runs from base 83 to 976 and encodes 297 amino acids.